Molecule: messenger RNA, 4284 nt
Organism: Neoarius graeffei (lesser salmon catfish)
Lineage: Eukaryota; Metazoa; Chordata; Actinopteri; Siluriformes; Ariidae
Gene: slc6a2
Product: solute carrier family 6 member 2
Exons: 15
Coding region: 266-2113 (615 amino acids)
Biological process (GO): sodium ion transmembrane transport; dopamine uptake involved in synaptic transmission
Cellular component (GO): presynaptic membrane; neuron projection; neuronal cell body membrane
Molecular function (GO): norepinephrine:sodium symporter activity; dopamine:sodium symporter activity
Source: RefSeq, a predicted model, not a curated record
GGGAACACUUUGAGCUCUAGCUGUGAGAAAGCGCAGCAGCUUCUGAUUCGCAAGCAGCCGGGCAUGAACCAACAACCUCCGACUCACAACUGAUGAAGCACAGGAGCAAGCUCGCCAAGACCAAAAACUCGUCCUUAUCACCCUCCUCUUCCUCAAAGUCCUCCUCCACUGCAUCAUCAUAAUCAUCAUCAUCUCCAGUGCCGACUCGGACGCCGGCCGCCCGUCCCGGCUUUCUCCAGGCACCGCGUGCGCACCAGCGACCGUCAUGAACGUGCAGGUGAUGCCCGAGCACAAGCUGGCGUCGGUGGCUCCGCUCAAACCGUACGCCGUCGAGAAGAAGGAUGUGGAGCUCAUCCUGGUCAAAGAGCGCAACGGUCUGCAGUACACGAGCUCCCGCACGCACACGUGCACCGAGGCACCGGAGCGCGAGAUGUGGGGCAAGAAACUGGACUUCCUGCUCUCCGUCAUCGGCUUUGCUGUGGACCUGGCCAACGUGUGGAGGUUCCCUUAUCUGUGCUACAAAAACGGUGGAGGGGCCUUUCUGAUCCCAUACAUCAUGUUCCUGUUCAUUGCGGGAAUGCCACUGUUUUACAUGGAGCUGGCUUUGGGUCAGUAUAACAGAGAAGGGGCAGCCACUGUGUGGAAGAUCUGCCCUGUUUUCAAAGGUGUUGGUUAUACUGUGAUCGUCAUAGCUCUGUAUGUGGGCUUCUACUACAACGUCAUUAUCGCGUGGUCUCUGUACUACCUGUUCUCCUCAUUCACGAGUGAGCUGCCCUGGCAGCACUGUAACAACACGUGGAACAGCGACAUGUGCAAAGACCCCAAGUCCAUCAAUGGCUCCUCUCUCCUGGGCAAUGCAACCUAUGCCAAGUACAAGCGAACGCCUGCUGCUGAGUUCUAUGAACGAGAGGUACUACGCAUCCAUGAGAGUCAAGGCAUCGAUGACCUCAGAGAACCUCACUGGGAGCUGAUGCUUUGCCUCGUGGUGGUCGUCUUUAUUCUCUACUUUAGCCUGUGGAAGGGCGUUAAAUCCUCUGGAAAGGUGGUGUACAUCACUGCCACCAUGCCCUACAUUGUACUUCUGGUGUUGCUGAUCCGAGGCAUCACACUACCUGGUGCUAUGAAUGGAAUCCGUGCGUACCUCUACAUUGACCUCAAUAAGCUCAACAAUCCUCAAGUUUGGAUUGAAGCUGCCACUCAGAUAUUCUACUCUCUCGGGGCUGGUUUUGGUGUGCUUAUCGCCUUUGCCAGCUACAAUAAAUUUGACAACAACUGCUAUAGGGACGCCCUCAUGACCAGCACCAUAAACUGCAUCACCAGUUUCUUCUCAGGGUUUGCCAUCUUCUCAGUGCUGGGUUACAUGGCCCAUGAGCAUGGUGUCAGCAUUAAGGAAGUGGCCACAGAUGGGCCUGGGCUUGUGUUCAUUAUCUACCCAGAGGCCAUUUCCACUCUCCCUGGCUCCACUUUCUUUGCCAUAUUCUUCUUCAUCAUGCUUCUAACUCUAGGCAUUGACAGCUCUAUGGGGGGCAUGGAAGCAGUCAUCACUGGACUCACAGAUGACUUCAAGAUCCUAAGGAGAAACAGGAAAUUGUUCACCUUUAUCACUGCAUUUGGGACCUUCCUGGUUGCCAUAUUGUGCAUUACGAAAGGAGGGAUUUAUGUCUUCACCUUAUUGGACCACUAUGCUGCAGGGACGUCUAUUCUGUUUGGAGUUCUUGUGGAGGCCAUAGGAGUGUCCUGGUUCUAUGGGGUGGACAGAUUCAGUGAGGACAUUGAACGGAUGAUGGGCUUCAAGCCAGGACUCUACUGGAGGCUUUGCUGGAAGUUUGUCAGUCCUGUUUUUCUGCUGGUUGUGGUGAUUGCUAGCAUUGUCACGGCCAACAAUAUGGAAUAUGAAGGCUACGUUUUUCCUAGCUGGGCAACCUUGGUGGGCUGGGGCAUUGCCCUUUCCUCUAUGAUCUUUGUACCACUCUAUGCCAUCUACAAGUUCUUCAGUUUGCCAGGCACCUUCAAGCAGAGGAUAGCAUACUGCAUUACACCAGAACACGAACAUCAUCUCGUGGCAGAGGGAAACAUCAGGCAGUUCAAGCUCAAACACUGGCUUGCCAUCUGAUGUGACCACCAGUGCUGGAAUGCCAUCGGAAAUCCCAGGCGGGUGACGUGCCAUGUGUGGACCCUGAGAGAAAUGGGUCUGCAGUGAAGUGGAAAAAGUGAAGCGAUGACUUCUGUGUGUCUCAACCACAUACCCUAUUGUCUGCACAGCUCUGCUUCUCUUCUGUGGGUCUCUUUUUCUCAGUGGUGGAGAAAAAAAAAAGUCUUUUAAUGUCUCUAUUUUGCUUUUUUAUUCUAAUUAUUUUUUUAAACAUUACACCUCCAAAACCUCAAUUUUUUUAAAUUAUUUAUGACCUUUUUAAAUUAAUCAUAUUAUUUUUUAUAUUUCAUUUCAACCUGUAGCACAUUUAGUGUUUCCAGAGAUAAAAAUACACCAAGUCACGUCACUUAUUUUAUCUGUGUGUCUGUGUGGGUGGUGUGUGUAUGAGGGUAUGAACAGUAACCAACACAUAGUUCUUUCCUCUGUAAUAUCCCCCCCCAUUUAUCCACUAAUUCUGGGCAGACACAUUACCCAACUAAUAUUAGACUUUAACGGCGUAAGAAUCCCAUACGUUCUUCUGUGUCCCAGAGCAGCAGUGAAAUCAUUCUCGCAAGUGUAUCCUGCAUCAGUGCCUUAUUGAGAAUCUACUGGUCAAUAACUAACAGUUUUAAUUCAUUUUAAUAACGUCAAAAUCGGUGUUUACUACGACCAAAGCAUUCAAAUUAAUAGGAAUCUUUAUAAACAUGAUACCAAGCAUGCAUAUUAACUCAAUCGCAGAGAUUCCCUUAAAAGACAUAAAAGACAUGUUUUUUAUACUUGAAAAAAAUUAAUAAAAUCACUCCAAAGACAAAAUUGUAGGUCAUAAUAUAUAAUAAAGGAUAUUUAUCCUUAAAUUUGCACAAUGUCAAAAAAAAACCUCUAAAAAAAAAGUUCAUAUCACGUUCAGUAUUGUUCUAAAGUUCAUGUUCAUGUUCAAGACUGUUAUCAUCUGCAAAUGUAGGAUGUACACCUAAUGGAGCUGGAGCCAAUUAGCUUAAAGUGUUUAAGAAAAGAAAAGAAACAAACCUUGGGUCAAUGAUACGUGUUCUGUUAAAUGAAUCCGUCAAAGUAGUUUUAACCUCAUUAAAGCCUGUUGGUGACUGAAGGUGGGUUUCUGUUGCAGUUUUGUGCAAACCAGAAGCGAGUUUACUUUAAAAAAAAUUAAAAAGUUAACACAAUCGUGAAUAGUCUUUGUUUCCAUUGAGUGAUGUUCUGUGAUUAAAGCUGGGUUUUCUCCUCUCUCUCAGUAGUAAUUCCAGUUCAACAUGGCAUUAGAGAAUACGAAACAAGCCGUGUUUUUCAAUGACUUUGAAUGAGGAGUCUACAAACCUUUGAAAUAUGUUUCCAUUUCAAACAUAUGAAAUAUUGCUUUGUCAAAUCAUCUGAAAAAGCACCUCAUGCGAAUGUUUAAUCUUUUUUUUUUUGAUACUUGAGAGAUUUUCCAACAUUCAUGUGUUUCCAUUACUCGUUUUUAGUUCGUAAUUUCAAAUGGCGCAUUACACAGGUUAAUGGAAACCUGCCUUGAGAGAUUUAUGAGUAAAGACCAUAAAAUAUCUUACAAAGUAAAAUAUUUAUUUAUGGGGCAAUUAUAUCUAAGAUAUGCAAAAAAAAAAGACUGUUAUUUUUUGAAAAAAAAAAAGUUUUUGUUUUGUGCUUGAAAAGAUUGCACAGGGAAAUGGUAGUUCAGUUGUUAAGAGAUUGGACUACUGAAGAUUGUGAGUUCAAGGCCCUUAACUGUCAGCUGCUUAGUUCUAUGAAUGAGAUAAAAGGAAGUUGCUCUGGAUAAGAGUGUUUGCCAAAUGCCAUAAAUGUAUACAGAGUUCUGUUUCAUGUGUUACACACGUACCACUGUCAAGCCCAUAACAUAAUCGCUCCCUGUUGUGUGUGUGUGUUUUGGGGUUACUGAUUUGUUGAGAAUUUCUCUCAGGUCAAAUUUGCGUUGCAUCCCUAUUUUAAGGAAGAAAAAAAAAACCUACUUCCUUAUAAUUUACUUAGUAGAAACAAAAAGUGUUAGAAGUGCCAAAAUUCUUCUUGUAUUUUCUCUAUUUAUUAGAGUGGAAAUGCAUUCAGAUAUAUACAUUACACUGUAAACACGGUAACUGGUUGGGAUCAAGACACAGUUGUGGUGUCUAGAUAUAUUAAUGAAUAAAUAU